AUGAUAGUGAAUAGCUCAUUAUGCUACAAAAUAAUUUCGGAUCGAACUGACAUUUACGACAUUGAGGCAUAAAGAAACGUCAGUGUCGAGAAUUCAUUCGUUAGAUAGACAAGUCAAGAUUCAAAGCAAAUAUCGAAAAAUCAGUGAAAUUUUGUUAGUGAAUCUUGAGCAUUUUUAUUUGUUCUGUUUUCGAUGAGUUCGAAUUAACGUUAAAUAUUUCCACACAUUCUCAGAGUAUUUUACUGAGAUAUUUAUAAUGUCUUCGGUUCAGCGUGCAUUUGCUCACAAAUUAAGCAAACAACAUGCUGCUGAUGUGAGACGGCAAAUUGCCACUUCUACUUCCUAUUCGCGUGAUUUGUCCAAAAGUGGUAGCAGUAUAUCAGGCUUUUCAUCUACGAUGUCUUUAUGUGAGAUAUUAGAACCACUUGAUUAUGAAGACUUCUUAACACAACACCAAUCAGUAUUGGAUCGUGAUCCUUUAAAACCAAUAUUGGAUUUUCCACCAGGAGAUGUUGAGCUGAGAGUUAUAAAUAGAAAGAUUCGUACAGAAGAGCCAGUAAUUCCACAUGAAUCAUUAGACACCGUGUCACCUUAUGUAAAAAGAUGUAUUGAAAGUUUUACAUCAGACUGGGUCGUAAUACAUCGUAAAUAUAAAGGAAGAAUCUCACCUAUUGCUAGAGACAGGUUGCUUCAAGAUACUCCUAGACAAGAUUUUGAGGUAGACCAAGAAGAUGCAAAUGGUUGUGGAUCACCAAGUGAGGAUGACGAUUUGUCUAAUUGCGGUGACACUCCAAGAGGAUCUUGGGCAAGUUUGGAUUUGCGACAUUCACAACAUGAUCCACUUUUGCCAAGUUUAUUAGAUCGCGUUUGUCUCGAAACAAUCGAUCAGAUGAACGAGGAAAAGAGAUUAGAAGAUCGACAGGAAGCCUUAUUUCCACUUUAUGCCCCUCCGACUUCUCCGGAUGACGAGUGGCAAGAAAUUAGUGUUGCUCCCGAACCUACCGAACCAUUUGCUCAUAAAAUUCUUGUAAAAUGUCUGCAGUUAAAGUUGGAAUUGGAAGUGGAGCCUAUAUUCGCCAUCCUCGCAUUAUAUGAUGCUAGAGAAAAGAAAAAGGUGUCGGAAAAUUUCUAUGUCGAUAUGAAUUCUGAGGGAUUGAAAAGAAUGCUUGUGAAUCACAUAGCUUACAGCGAUGCGAGUACUUUAGCUAGAAGUUGCGUUCUGAGCAUUAGUAAACCUAGUCCUGAUUUGUUUCUCGUUGUGCGACUGGAGAAAGUGUUGCAAGGCGAUAUUUCGGAGUGUGCUGAACCAUAUUUGCGCGAAGAUAAAAAUAAGGACAAGGUUAAAGCUGCCGCAGCUGCUGCAUGUGAUCGUUUGGGUCGUUACAGAAUGCCUCUUGCGUGGACUGCCAUUCAUCUGUCCGGUGUAAUUGGAGGUGGUGGCGACACGGAUAGUACUGGCAGCGCUGGAUCUUUAGAUAGAAAAUCGGGCAGUUUGGAACAGUGGCGAAAGAAAGUGGAACCACCGACGCGACGAGGAUCGCUGGAAAGACGAAGCUCGGAUAAAAGACGCAGUUGGUCUCCGGAUGAUUUUGCCAAUUGUCUUGAUAGUUUCAGACCCAUCACUUUAACUGUUUCAAGUUUUUUCAAGCAGGAAAGUGAACGACUUCGUGACGAAGAUCUUUAUAAACUUUUAGUCGAACUGCGAAGACCUGGUUCUAAUUUGAAGCGAUUGAAAUGUUUACCGGGAAUAUUGAAAUUGGAUCUCAGUCCUAAACCUGAAGAUCUGCCUAGGUGUCUCGAUCCCGAUCUCAGGAAAUUAGUUCCUUAUCCGGAUGAAAAGAGUCGACCGGUCAAAGAAAUACUUGAGUUUCCGAGUGAAAUUGUUUCGCCGGAUUUAACGUACCGUAAUCUUCUAUAUCUUUAUCCCAAAGAAGCGAAUUUCAGUUCUAGAACGGGUUCAGCCCGUAAUAUUGCCGUGCGAAUUCAGCUCAUGGGAGGUGAACAAGAAGCUGAUGCGCUCACAGCUAUUUUUGGUAGAUCGUCGUGUCCCGAAAUGACACAUGAAUAUUUUACUUCCGUAUCGUAUCACAAUAAAAAUCCAAGCUUUUACGAUGAAGUUAAGAUGAGAUUGCCUGCGGAUUUAAGCGCUAAACAUCACUUGUUAUUUACUUUCUAUCAUAUCAGUUGUCAGAAGAAAGCGGAACAACCAAACGUCGAAACGGCGGUUGCUUAUACGUGGCUCCCGCUUUUAAGAGAUGGUCAUCUUCAAUCAGGCGAAUUCAGCUUGCCUGCUAUGUUGGAUCCGCCGCCUGCAAAUUAUUCUUAUAUUGCACCCGACGUUCUUCUACCAGGCACUCGAUGGGUGGACGCUCAUCGUGGAGUCUUCACUGUUAUACUGGAGCCUGUUUCCAGCGUUCAUCCUCAAGAUAAAUAUAUUGACAGAUUUUUAUCAUUAUGCGGCUUUCUCGAAACUGGUCAAGUUCCACCUCGUAUUGGUGAGGCGGGAAUGGAAUCCGAAUUAAAAUCAGCUCUUCUCGAACUAGCUCGCGCUUCGCAUUCUGCCUUGGUGCGAUCUCUUCCCCAGUUAUUGGAUCAAUUGCUGUGCCUUUUAGUGCGUCCACCGACUUUACCUUCUCAGUCACUAAAUGUAGCCGCCACAAUUUUCGAAGCUCUAGGACUUCUUGUACGAAAUAUCACCAAUCUGCCGGAUGGCCAGUUGGAUGCGCACGGAAGACACGCACUUUUAGCAACCUACAUCGCUUAUCAAUGUUCUCUGCCAAGCAUGACUCACGGCGGAGGUGUUGUGCGAGCACAAAGCAAUCCUGAUCUACCUUUGGAAGACUUGGAGAUGGAAAUCCAUUCGCGAGGAUUAGAUAGAACCGCCUCAAUGCGACAGGAAUUUCCUUCAAUCAACAAUCAGACUACCAGAAGACUUUUGCACGAGGAACUCGCCUUACACUGGGUUGUAUCUACCGGCCAAGCGCGCGAAUUAGCGAUAAUUCAUUCCUGGUUCUUUCUGGAGCUGAUAGUACGCUCGAUGGUCGUCACGUUGUCCGAGGUGGGCUCCUUGGAAGCUCCACGAAAGCUGAGAUUCUCACCGCAGUUUUGUGACGACGUUGCUACUCUUACUGCCGCCUUGACAUCCGAAGUGAUAUCGCGUUGCGGAAAGGAAAUUCGUGUGGCGUCUAACUUGAUAUCGAGUCUGGGCAAUUUCCUGUCUGAUUUGUUAUCCGUGAUGGACCGAGGAUUUGUGCUCUCGCUUCUUCGCGCCGCUUGCUGCUCUUUGUCAGACGCAUCAAUGCAUAUUCCCGAUUCGGCUGCGUUGUUUGCCUUGAAACUUGAUCUUGUGAGAACGGUGUGCUCCCAUGAACAUUACGUAGCAUUGAAUCUUCCCUUUGGCACAGGGUAUACAUCAGGAUCCGCCCCGGCAUCGCCCAGUCCAUCGACCGGCAGCUCGGGCAGUCUGAUCUCUACUCUUGUGCCCGGAGAUAAAGCCAGAUUCUCAGAGCUCAGCCAGGAAUUCAGGCAGCAGCAUUUCCUGGUUGGUAUUGUUCUGUCUGAUUUGGCAAACACCUUGGAGAUACCAAAUCCGAUGCUGCAGAAUAAGGCUAUCGGAACCGUUCGGCAUCUUAUGAGUUGCCACGACGCCGAUUCGCGAUAUUCCGAUCCUGCAGCGAAAGCCAGAGUUGCCGCAUUGUAUCUACCGUUGCUUAGUAUUCUAAUGGAUGCCUUACCCCAGCUUUAUCACUGGGACUCAAAAGACAAAAGCGUUUAUUCGGACGAAUCCGGAUCAAUCACGCAAUCGGUAGCUCUGGCCAUUGCCGGCGGAGCGUCGGCAGACACGGCCGGCAAUCAAUGUCGUGUGUCCUUGAGCUCCGAAGCCACUCGACACUUGUUAAUGUGUGUCUUAUGGGUACUCAAGGGUUUGGAGCGAACCGCAUUAGCACAGUGGUGCUCUGAGCUCAGUGCGCGACGUAUCCUAAGCUUGCUGCAAGUGCUGAACAUCGCCACCGCGGCUUUCGAGUACAAAGGCAAGAAAGCGCUUAAAAGAUUACCGCCUCAAGCCGCAGUCACGAGUGAUAUUAGAUCUCGACUGGAAGAUGUAAUUCUUGGUCAGGGAAGUGCCAGAAGCGAAAUGAUGCUUCGACGAAAAGAGAGAAUAACCGGCGACAAAUUAAGAUGGCGCAAAGACCAAAUGCCUUAUAGAUCUUGCGAACAACCGGAAGGAAGAGCUGUGGAACAAGACGCUCACAUAGAAGGAGCUUUAGCGGCUGAAGCUUCUCUUGUCGUAUUAGACACUUUGGAAUCUGUAGUUCAGGCUGAUGGCGGUGGAGGUGCAGUUGUCGGAGCAGUUUUAAAAGUGCUAUUACGAGCUCUGGCUAGAAAUCAAAGUACAUCAGUGCUUCAGCAUAUGUUCAAUACACAGCGAGCUUUAGUCUUCAAGUAUCAUAGCGCAUUGUUUGACGAAGAAAGCGAGCGUUGUGGAGAUUUAUGUUUAACUUUGCUUACACGAUGUAGCUCGCCCUUGAGCGCUAUUAGAAGUUACGCAGCUGCGAGUCUGUAUUUGCUAAUGCGACAGAAUUUCGAAAUUGGAAAUAAUUUUGCGCGUGUCAAAAUGCAAGUCACAACCUCUUUAUCCGCUCUCGUUGGAAGAGGAAGAGCUCCUAGUGAGGGAGCAUUACGCAGAGCGUUGAAAACGGUAUUAGUAUACGCCGAAAGAGACACGGAACUUGCGGACACAAGUUUUCCUGAACAAGUAAAAGAUCUCCUAUUUAAUCUCCAUAUGAUUCUUUCCGAUACUGUUAAAAUGAAAGAAUUUCAAGAGGAUCCCGAAAUGCUGUUAGAUCUAAUGUACAGAAUUGCCAAAGGAUAUCAAGGAUCUCCCGAUCUUCGACUGACUUGGCUCGCAAACAUGGCGCAGCAGCAUAUGGAAAGAAAAAAUCAUACAGAAGCUGCAAUGUGCUUAGUACAUAGUGCUGCUUUGGUAGCAGAAUAUCUUCAUUUAUUGGAACCCGGUGGUGGCGGCCGACCUGUAGGAGCUGUUGCUUUGAGCGCCGUAACACCGAACGCUCUAGAAGAAAGCGCUGUCGGCGACGACGUACUAGCAAGAAGGGAAGAAGGACUUUGUUUAGGUCCCGACUUUUCCGAAAGUGGAUUAGCAGGAUUAUUGGAGCAUGCGGCUAGCUCUUUUCACGCAGCUGGCAUGUACGAAGCUAUUCCUGACGUUUACAGAGUUCUGUUGCCUAUAGCCGAAGCUGCGCAUGAUUACAAGAAGUUGGCUAACAUACACGGUAAACUUCACGAAGCGUACACGCGCGUGGAACAGUUGGCCGGCAAACGCGUUUUCGGAACCUAUUUCAGAGUUGGUUUCUACGGCGCUAGAUUUGGCGAUCUCGCUGGCGAAGAAUUUGUUUACAAAGAACCGACGUUAACGAAACUCCCGGAGAUAUUUUCGAGACUCGAGAACUUUUAUGCCGAGCGAUUCGGCGCAGACAAUAUUGUCAUAAUAAAAGAUUCUAACCCUGUUGAUCCCAGUAAACUGGAGCCGGACAAGGCUUAUGUACAAAUCACUUAUGUAGAACCGUAUUUUGAAGCACACGAGCUCAGACAUAGACCCACAGUCUUUCAUCGAAAUUUCAAUAUAAAACGAUUUGUUUACGCGACUCCUUUCACUCCUGGCGGCAAAGCUCAUGGUGAGCUACGUGAACAGUGCAAAAGGAAGACAAUAUUAACUGUAGCAACGCAUUUUCCGUAUCUGAAAACUAGAAUUCGCGUUGUAGCUCGGAAGCAGAUAGUUUUGAGUCCCAUUGAAGUAGCGAUUGAAGAUAUACAAAAGAAAACUGCCGAAGUAGCUGCAGCAACUGCUCAAGAACCACCUGAUGCAAAAAUGCUGCAGAUGGUUCUUCAAGGUUGCAUUGGCACGACUGUCAAUCAAGGACCUGCCGAAGUAGCGGUCGUGUUUCUGUCUGGUUUACGCGAACAGAAUGCACAACCCACUAGACUGCAGCACAAACUUCGUUUAUGUUUCAAAGAUUUCCAGAAGAAGUGUCUCGAUGCUUUACGACGCAACAAGAAUCUGAUUGGCCCCGAUCAAAGGGACUAUCAGCGGGAACUGGAAAGAAAUUACCAAAGAUUGACUGAACGACUAGCAUCUCUCAUCGCUUGGAGCGGACCAUCCAUAAUUAAUCAGCAAGCUGCAACGGCAACUUCUCCGCGUUGGUAGAGAAACGAAUACUGCCAUAGAAAUUUACCAAAGAUUAUAUUGUAUUCAGUUAUUAGUCGUAUAUAAGAUUGUCAUUUAACGUAAUUAUACUUCUAAUCGUGAUAAUUCUACUUCUAAUCGUGAUGUAAGAAUAUUUGUACGUUAAAUCCUUGUUUUAUAGCAGAAAUGAAAUUAUGACGUAUGCACGAAAUUAUUUAUAAAGUAACUUUAUAAAUAAUUAAGCUCUUCAUAUUAAUUAUAUUUA
Molecule: messenger RNA, 6467 nt
Organism: Pseudomyrmex gracilis
Lineage: Eukaryota; Metazoa; Arthropoda; Insecta; Hymenoptera; Formicidae
Gene: Zir
Product: dedicator of cytokinesis protein 7
Exons: 20
Coding region: 257-6223 (1988 amino acids)
Biological process (GO): small GTPase-mediated signal transduction; positive regulation of GTPase activity
Molecular function (GO): guanyl-nucleotide exchange factor activity
Source: RefSeq, a predicted model, not a curated record